CGGCGAACCCGAAACACCAGACACAACGGCGCUGCCGGGUGACGCUUCGGGCAUGCAACCAGAUGGUUUGCCGCUGCUGGAGCCAUGCCAGAGCCCGAUAGAAGGUCGAUGUUCGACAGCGAGGAGACCUUCCAUGACUUGCUGCUGCAGGUCCGCGAGGCGGAGGGCGCCAGCGAGUUGCGGAGCUGCCAGCUGCGGUUCCGGCCCGUGGGCAUCGAGCUCUUCCAGGACGAAAGGCAGCAGUGGUUCGUUCCCUGGGAGGCCAUGCCCGAGGCGGAGGCCAUGCCCGAGACCGGUAUAGGCACGCACCCAUUUGGGCUGCAGCUGCGUGCGCGCUUCUCCUUCGGCUUCAAAGGCUGCGCUGGCCGCUUCGUGCUGGCGGCGCGGCAACGGGAGGUGCUGGAGCUGUUGGCCAGCAAGGUGGCCCGGGGCAGUGCCUCCGCCACCGGGGCGCUGGAGGUCUUGUCCCAGGGCGACUUCUCGGAGGCGACGCCCUCGGAGCUGUCGCGGUCCCCGGUGGCGCGCGCGCCCAGCGACCUGCCGACGCCCCGGGCGCCGCCCAGCUUCCAGGAGGUGGCGAGCAACGCCUCCAAGAGCGGCCUUCCGCUGAAGCAGCUGCCGCCGGAGCUGGUGGCAGCCUUGUUGGAGGAGCCGAAGGUGCCAGAGCCGCUGGCGCUGGCGACUUGUUGGCUGCUGCUGCCCCCCGUGUGCCCCACCUUCCACCGCUGCUCCGUGUGCGUGGACAAGCUGGGCCUGUCGGUGCAGCCGCUGUCCAGCUCGCGGAGUGGCCCCAAGCAGAUCCCCACGGAGUCGCUCAGCUUCCCGCUCUCCGCGAUCCUGGAGGUGGACGAGGUGCCGGCGCCCCUCCCUUCGCCGGGCGGGAGCGCCGAGGCGCCGCGGGGCGUGCUGCGGCGCCUGGCGCCGCUGGCGCGCUGCGCCUUCCGCCGGCCGCAGCCGCAGCCGCCGCCGGGCGCGCGCUUUGUGGAGCUCAGCGUCUCCGCCGGGGUGGCCGGCAAGGCCGCCGGCCAGGAGCGCUUGCCUCCCUGCAUGCGCCUGCGUGACACGCGCCCGGCCAUCAAGCUUUUCCUGGGUGUCCAGGAUCAGCAGGAGGCGCUGCGGCUGCUUGCGGCGGUGCUGUCCUUCAAGUCGUACCAGGCCUCCGCUGCGACCGCCAGCAUCCUCUACAAGCUGCGGGCAAGGCCGGCUCAGGCCCAGCCGCAGGCGCAGGAGGAGGCUGCUUCCUCGCCAUCGGCGAGGCCCAGGAUAGUCAUCAACGACGACGGGGAAGUCUUCUGGUACGUCCCGCGCCAGGAAGGGCCGCAGGCUCCUUCCCCGCAGGAGCCGGUGACCUUGCCGCCGUCCACUCCCCCGGAGCUGCAGGAGCACUUCGCCCGGCUGGUGCAAGAGAGGCGGGAGCUGAAGGACUACGCGGAGCGCGUCACCCGGGAGCUGCGCAGGUACCAGCAAUCUCGGCCGCAGCCGGCAGCCAGCCCGGAUGACGAUCUUCCGCUGCCGCCUUGGGCCGCCAAUAUGCAGAUGAUGUCUCCGCUCCUCUUCGCCUAUGAGGAGCGCAUCGCCGAGCUUGAGGCGGUCAUCGAGCGCUCCGUCAGCCUAGCGGAGCAGGCUCAGCUCUUGGCCAAGGAGAACGACCAGCUGCGCUCCGAGCUCCACGACCGCACGGAGCAGCUCCGCAACGCGCAGCUGCUGGGCACGGCCGCAGGAGAGGCACAGACUUUGGAUGCCAAGGACCAGCAGGAAGAGAUCCAGGAGUUGUACCGUCUCAGCGUGGAGCAGAACGAGGCGCUGGCGCAGCAGAACCAGCUGCUGAAGCUGCAGCUGGAGCGCAUGCAGCAGACACUUGCUUCUGGCCGACAACAAGCACAGGAGGUCUAUGCCAAAGCGCAUGAGAACCAUAGCGCGCUCUCGGAAGAGAGACAGCGAGCAGAGGUCCUAGCACGUCAGCGGGCCGCUGCCGAACAGAAGUUGGAGGAGGUGACCAGCGAGCUCUUGGAGCAGGUGAACCAGCGGGACGCCGUGGAAGCGGAGAUCGAAGUCCUCCGGCACGAGCUGGAUGUGCAGAAGCAGACCGCGGAGAUCAACCAGAAGUCCUUUCAAGAGAGGUGCGCGCUGGCCAUGGACGAGGAGGAGCGCCUGAAGGCCGAGCUAGCGCGGACCACCAAGAGCGAGCGUGAGUACCGGCGGCAAGCCUUAGAGGCCCAACAGAAUGGAGAUGAGGCCACGGAGCAGCUGCACUUGGCGCGGAAGGAGCUGGAGGCCUCCAAGCAGACGGCCGAGGAGUUCUUGCAGAGCACGGAGACGCUUCAGCGCCGGCUGCUGGACAUCAAGGACAUGUACGAGGACAAGAAAGCCACGCUGGCCGACACGGAGGCGAGGUUGGCGGAGCUGCAGAUCGAGAGGGACCGCUGGACCAGCACUGAGGAGGCCAGCAAGCGGCAGGCGGAGCGAACCGAGGCUCGGCUGCGGGAAGAGAUCCACGCGCUGAAGCUGGAGAAGGAGCAGGAGGUCGCCAGUUGCAAAGGCUCGCAGCAGAGGUUGAUGGAGGAAUUGAAGAAGAGGCUUCGCACCAGCGAGCAGAAGGCCUCGGAGGCCGAGGCCAAGGCGGGGCUUUACGAGAAGCAGCGCGAGUGGGAGGCCACAGCUUUGGAGCGGCAGAGCGCCUCCCACCGAGAGGAAUGCGAACGCCUACGUGCUGAUUGCGAUGAGGCGCAGCAGGCACGUCUUCGGCUUGACCGCCAAGUCACCGAGCUGCAGCAACAGAUCGCCCGCGUGCAGAGCAAGUUGGAGGCCAGCGCCGGGGAGGCCAAGGAGCAGCUCUCCCGGGCCGCGGCGGAGCAGGCGAGCCUGCGGUCACAGCUCCAGGCGUGCGAGCAGCGCUGGCACCAGGCCCAGGAGGAGCUGCGCGUGACCAGCAUCCGGGCUCAAGGCGCCGAGGAGACCCUCACCAAGACGCAGGCGGAGCUUCAGGAGGAGCGGCUCAGGGCCAGCAGCAGCCUGGAGUCCACGAAGCGCCAUGCGGACGCGGAGUGCCGGAAGCUGCAGCGCCAGCUGAAGGCGACGCUUUCGGUCGACGCGGUCAACGGUCGACGCUUUCGGUCGAAGUCCUUGCUUGAUUUCGGCCGGGAACUGCGGCACCGUUGA
Molecule: messenger RNA, 3159 nt
Organism: Effrenium voratum
Lineage: Eukaryota; Dinophyceae; Suessiales; Symbiodiniaceae
Source: the annotation of a GenBank genome assembly